UAAUAAAUUUCUCGAUAGUUUUGAAUUUAAUAAAAGCAUCAAAUUCUUAGUUCUUCGGAAGAUCAUGAAAUCGAGCAAGUAGGCCAUGACUCAAAAACAUUAAAUAGUUGAAUCUUAAAAGCAAUAUUCAGAUGUGCCCACGUUAUAGUUUCUGCGAGAUUCGUUUAAACACAAUUCAAUUAACAUCUAAAAUGUCGAUAGUGUCGCAAGCAACUUCUAGUCAACUUGUUAAGAAAAGGCUUACCGACGAUGAAAUAAAAGAUCUUCAUCAAGAACUAAGUACCAAAGAUCAUAUGAUUUCGUUAGAACAAUUGUGCGAAAAAUUAAACACCAAUUUGGCUAAGGGAUUGACCGAAGAAGAAGCAAAUAACGUUUUCCUUAGAGUGGGACCAAAUGCUUUAACUCCUCCUAAAGUAACUCCAGAAUAUAUAAAGUUUAUAAAAUGCAUGUUUCACGGAUUCGCUACUCUGCUAUGGGCGUGCUCAGCAUUGUGCUUUCUUUUAUAUGGUAUUAGUAUCCUGGUUGAAGGUACGGGCGGUGGUAAUGAAUGGUUAGGCCUUAUCAUAGCCUUAAUCUGCAUAAUCUCUGGCGUGUUUGCUUACAUACAAGAGAGUAAGAAUACAAAGGUGAUGGAGUCGUUCAAAAAAAUGGUACCCACUUUUGCAACGGUAAUACGUAACGGUGUUAGAUUACGAGUGGCAACCGAAGACUUAGUCCCGGGCGAUUUGGUGUACAUUAAAUUUGGUGACAAAAUACCGGCCGACAUCAGGAUCAUCGAAUGCGAUGGACUCCGAGUUGAAAAUUCAAGUAUCACCGGUGAAAGUGAACCGGUAGCUCGAACAAAUUACCCUACCGAUAUCAAUCCUUUAGAAUCCUCCAAUGUUGCUUUUUUUUCAUCUUUCGCUGUGGAUGGCAAAGGCAAAGGUAUAGUAAUAGCUACGGGUGAUCGAACGAUGAUCGGACGACUUGCUGGUCUCACGUCGCAGCUUGUGAAAACCGAAACGCCAAUAGCUAAAGAGAUCGGGCACUUCGUCCAAAUAAUCGUCGCUGUUUCCGUACUCUUUGGUGUACUGUUUUUCAUACUAUCCUUAAUAAUCGAUCCAAAUAUAAUGAAAGCGUUUACUUAUUUACUUGGCAUCGUGAUAGCAAAUGUGCCCAGUGUCUUACUAGUAACCGUUACUACGAGCUUAACGCUGACAGCUCAAAAGAUGGCGACAAAAAACUGUUUGGUGAAGAAUUUAGAGGCAGUUGAAACGCUUGGAUCCACCUCGACAAUCUGCUCUGACAAAACGGGAACUCUCACGCAAAAUAAGAUGAGCGUAUCCAACUUGUGGUUUGGCCACACAAGGUACAAUUUUCCACCAGGAGAAAGGUUGGGCGUUGAACAGGAUUUGCUAAUGGAGAAACCGGCAUUUAAUAUCAUGAUUAAGAAUGCUACUCUUUGUUUGCGCGCCGAGUUUAUUGCGGAAUUUGCACUUUUGAAGUCUAUCGAUGAACGAGAAGUAAUUGGCGAUGCCUCUGAAACGGGUAUCCUCAGAUUUUGUGAGCACAUACACCCAACAGAAAUAUUCCGCGAAGCAUAUCCGAAAGUUGCAGAAAUACCGUUCAGCUCAAUAACCAAGUAUCAAAUGUCGAUACACAGAGAAGAAAAUGGGCAUAUAAUGAUACUGAAGGGUGCACCGGAAGUGAUACUGGAGAACUGCACGCAUAUACUAACUACUGAAGGAGAAACUGAAGAAAUGACACCACUGGAUCAUACGAUAUCUCGACGAGCCUGUGCAGAGUUAGGAUAUUUAGGAGAACGUGUAUUGGCUUAUUGCGAUCUUCAAUUACCCGAUACUCAAUAUGGUCCAGAGUUUAAAUUCAACACCGACUCCCCAAAAAGAUACAACUUUCCGAUUACGGGUUACAGAUUCGUUGGGCUAAUAAGUCUGUUGGAUCCUCCGAGACCGGCUGUACCUGAAGCUGUAAGAAAAUGUCGUACAGCGGGUAUCAAAGUAAUAAUGGUAACGGGUGAUCAUCCGGUAACGGCAAUGGCAAUUGCGAAGAAAGUCGGUAUCAUAAGCGAGGGACACGAAACUAGGUACGAAAGAGCGAUAUUACAAAACAAGUCGUAUUCCCAAAUAACGGACACUGAUACGCAUGCGAUAAUUAUCACUGGCGCCGAACUGAGGAAUAUGGACAACACUGAAUUGGAUACUAUUAUACGGAACUAUGAAGAAAUCGUUUUCGCAAGAACAUCUCCACAGCAAAAAUUACUAAUCGUAGAAAGUUGCCAAAGACUGGGAGAAAUUGUUGCUGUGACUGGUGACGGGGUCAACGAUUCACCAGCGUUGAGACAAGCAGACAUUGGAGUGGCCAUGGGCAUCACUGGUUCAGACGUUACAAAAAAUGCGGCAGACAUGAUCCUCAUGGAUGAUAAUUUUGCUUCGAUAGUAACUGGCAUCGAAGAAGGUAGAUUAAUAUUUGACAACCUUAAAAAAUCUAUCGCGUACACAUUAACCUCAAGUAUACCAGAAAUGUUGCCAAUGCUAAGUAGUAUCGUAUUUGCUAUACCUUUACCAUUUAUUCUUGAAAUGAUCCUUUGCGUAGAUAUCGGUACAGAUUUACUUCCAGCAAUAGCACUGGCAUAUGAAAAAGCAGAGUUAGAUAUAAUGUAUCGUGCACCAAGAAAUCCACAGUAUGAUAGACUUGUAAACAAACGUUUAAUAUCUGUUGCAUAUGGUCAAAUUGGAAUGACACAGGCUCUAGCCGCAUUUUAUACCUAUUUUAUGAUUCUUAUGUUAAAUGGGUUUUUACCCGAUCGUUUGUUGGGUUUAAGGUACGAUUGGGACAACAAAUCUAUUAACGAUUUACGAGAUUCUUACGGCCAAACAUGGACAUAUGAUACUAGAAUGGAUUUACUAAAUGAAGCUCGUACUGGAUAUUUUAUAUCUAUUGUUAUAACACAACUUAUAGAUUUAGUAAUGUGUAAAACAAGAGUUAAUUCAAUCUUCCAACAAGGAAUGGAUAAUUGGUUUCUAAAUUUUUCUUUUAUUUUUGAAAUUAUUUUAACUGGCAUCUUGUUGUAUGUGCCAGGAACUGAAAAAGUAUUAAAGACUAUGCCUUUAAGCGCUUAUUGGUAUUGGCCAAGUUUACCUCUUGGCGCAUUUCUGUGGACAUAUGAUGAAUUAAGAAGGCUAUGCAUUCGUAAAUUUCCAGGUGGAAUAAUAGAGCGUGAAACUUACUACUGAAUAUUCCUUGGUAUUACAAAUCAUAAUUAGCAUUUAAUUAUUCUCAGUUAAUAGUACUGUGUUUCUAACUUAGUAGUUUCAUAUUGUUAUUUAUAGUUAUAAUUAUAAGAGGAUAAGUUGCAAUUCUUAAAUAAAAUAAUAUAAGC
Messenger RNA from Colletes gigas, 3379 nucleotides. RefSeq names its product sodium/potassium-transporting ATPase subunit alpha-B-like. Gene Ontology annotation, cellular component: membrane. Bases 132 to 3233 code for a protein of 1033 amino acids. The transcript has 2 exons. The record is from RefSeq and is a predicted model, not a curated record. Gene Ontology annotation, biological process: potassium ion import across plasma membrane; proton transmembrane transport; intracellular potassium ion homeostasis. Gene Ontology annotation, molecular function: P-type sodium:potassium-exchanging transporter activity; ATP hydrolysis activity; ATP binding. Lineage: Eukaryota; Metazoa; Arthropoda; Insecta; Hymenoptera; Colletidae.